GAUUUCUCGCGACAGACAGUGGAUGGAUAGGGUGGGGACAGGUCUGCCCUUUGGACACCGAGUCCAACACGACAAGAACGGCUGUGGCUUCAGUUCUUAAACGAACUGUCAUAGAAAGUUUUCAUGGCGAAUGCCUGUGUAUCUCGGCGAGGCUAUGCGGCGAGUGUCCCUCAGGGUUCGGCUCGUGGAUAGCUACUUGUGGGAAGAUACCGCCUGGUAUCACCUCUGCUUUUGGUCAGCACUGCUGGCGUUUUGUCGUGGACGGCUCUGGUGGACGCUGACCAUCAUGUGUGCCGUCUCGUUUCUCUCUCUGGCAUCCAUACUGUUUGCCUGUUACGCAGUGGAGAGCGCGCGACUCUCGCUUGUUAAAGGCGCCGAGUAUGAUGGCCGUUACCAGGGACUCAACACCGGAUCACUUACCUUCGUCAACAAACACCGUUCUCUAAAAGCUGUACAAGGUCCUUCCUCAGCCAAAGCUCUGCUCCAAGAAGAAAUCGGUGAUACAAGACUUCGUGUUCGAUCCCAGCAAGAAUUCCCUUCACAAUCCGCGACAGGAAACAAACUCCAGGCAGCCCAAAUUCUUUUUAAAUCGAAUUCAAAUUAUACUGACUUUUUAGAAAGAGAUAAUCGUAAUAAAGACAUCAAUGAGAAACAUUUGGAAAGUGAUGUGUCGCAAACGAGCUCAUUCCAUGACAAUGUCGCCAGUGUAUAUAACAGGACGAAUUCAACCUCUCUCAAGUACGCGGUAUUAGAUGUUGGGGAGGAGGCCAGUCGAAACUUACCUCAAGCUAUUAUUAUAGGGGUCAAAAAGGCUGGUACUCGUGCUUUAUUAGAGUUUAUUCGCCUGCAUCCGGAUGUGCGAGCUCCGGGGCCAGAAACCCAUUUCUUUGACAGGAAUUACCACAAGGGAUUGGACUGGUACAGAAGGAAGAUGCCUCCAACGAUCUCUGGUCAGAUCACCAUCGAGAAGACCCCAAGUUACUUCGUGACGAAAGAGGUCCCGCGUCGUGUGUACGACAUGUCCAAAACCGUAAAGCUCAUAGUAGUGGUUCGGGACCCAGUUACUCGUUCUAUAUCGGACUAUACUCAGGCCCACACCAAACGGCCCGAGACUAAGGCCUUCGAGGAGAUGGCCUUCCUCAACAACAGCGGUGGGGUGGUGGAUACCUCGUGGGGGGCUAUACGUAUAGGCGUGUAUGCUAAACACUUAGAGCGCUGGCUCAAAUAUUUCCCUUUAGAACAAAUACAUUUCGUAAACGGGGAAAAACUGAUUUCCGACCCUGCCCGAGAGAUUAGUAAAGUCCAAGAAUUCCUGGGCUUAAAGUGCAUUGUCACCGAGAAACACUUUUACUUUAAUGAAAGCAAAGGCUUUCCGUGUUUGAAGAAGCACGAGGGGAGUGGAAAACCCCACUGUUUAGGGAAGACAAAAGGUCGGACUCAUCCCCACAUAGACCCCAAAGCCAUUCAAAGGCUCAGGGUUUUUUACCACCCGUUUAACAUGAGAUUUUACAGGAUGGUUGGUCAGGAUUUUGGCUGGCCAGUGCACUGAACGCCAUAAAUCCACCCAAUGGACAAAUCUUAAUUUACAUGUGAAUCAUAUUGAUUCAGAUAAUGGCAAAGUUUUUGGAAUCCCUGACUGCUUCGUGGAGAGGUUUGACCAAGACUAGCAGUGGACGAUUCUGAGCUGUUGGCUUAUUCUGCUAUACGGACAUGGCCAACGCUUUUUGGCAGUGUAUAAAAUGUGGUGACUGGUGAAAAAAUCAGACCUGGAAUUGUAUUUAAUAUUCCGCAAGAAUUGUGCGAAUUUUAGAAUAGGUAAAUGCCAGCAAGGAAGAUGAGCCUUUUUAUAUUUAUAACAAGUACUAUUAUGAUCUUGGAGUUGUAACCCCAAAUAAUACUCAGGUGACUCUAUUUUCGUACCUCAUUGUCGUCACGUGGUGUUCCACACAAUAACACUGGCACCUUCUAUUUUCAUACACCCUGUAUCAUGCUCAAUUCACCACCACAGUGCCCGUAGUCCGCUUGCAUAAUAGAGAAUAGAGAAAGAGUCUGUUAGGUGCCUCUUAGACCCUAUACGGUUUUUGUAAGCACUCGGUGAGCGCAUAUGGACUGUUUCUGGGUCCAGUCUGUUGGUUCCCAAAGGCGUGUUAGAUAAGCUUUAAUCUCCAGGAACGUCUCUGUCAUCUCAGA
Molecule: messenger RNA, 2190 nt
Organism: Liolophura sinensis
Lineage: Eukaryota; Metazoa; Mollusca; Polyplacophora; Chitonida; Chitonidae
Product: heparan sulfate glucosamine 3-O-sulfotransferase 6-like
Exons: 2
Coding region: 131-1549 (472 amino acids)
Molecular function (GO): [heparan sulfate]-glucosamine 3-sulfotransferase activity
Source: RefSeq, a predicted model, not a curated record